UCUUGCGGUGUUUUAAGGUUGUGGAACGGUUGAGUCGGGAAGAAAACGGAUUCAUUUUUAUAAUGCCUGUGGUAAAAUGUUUGCCUCUGCUUUUACUUGUCGUGGCGUUAUUGAUGGUGAGCUGCCUUAGCACUGACGGAUGUGAUAGAGUUUGCUCUCAGGAAGCUGUUAUCCUCUUCAGUAAUUCCACAAAUAUCACAAAUUUUGUUUAUGGAUUAACUGCAAACAUGGCUGCUGUGGUGCUGUAUGGAAGCACCUUUGUUCCAGUCAAAAGAAUAGAGACAGGGGAUGGUAUGUUCUAUCAUUUUGUGAGCUGUGCAUCAAUAUGGGUUGUGUCUCUUUUUGGAGAUCUGUUGCUGCAAACACCCAAAUUCCAUCCUCUUGCAAUGCUCGGAGGUGUGAUCUGGGCCACAGGAAGUGUAGCAGCUGUUACCAUUGUUAAAGCAAUUGGCCUUGGUCUUGGAAUUUUAAUUUGGGGAUCUGCCAGUUUGUUGAUUGGCUGGGCCAGUUCAAGAUUUGGGUGGUUCGGGAUUGAUGCUCAGGAUGUUUCUAGGCCAAUUCUGAAUUACUGUGGUGCUGGGUUGUGUCUGCUCAGUGGUCUGGUCUUUUUCUUUGUCAGAAGUGAUGUAAAACUCCAUCCAGAGUCAGAAACAAUCACCUUACUAAUUGACAGGAGAUCUCUGUCAGGCAGUUUUAUACAACGAUCCUCUGCAUACUGGAUUGACGCCGUUGGACCAAAAAUGAGGCGAAUCAUUGGUUGCCUGCUUGCUGUUAUGGCUGGUUUGCUGUACGGCUCUUCAUUCAUACCUAUUCUCUACAUAAAGAACCAUUCAUUGUGCCGUGACAGCAUUUUUUAUGGAGCCAGCGUUUACGAUCUUGACUAUGUUCAUGCACAGACCUCUGGUGUGUUCCUUGCAAGCUCUGUGUACUUCACCAUCUACUGUGCUGUGAUGAAAAACAAGCCCAGGGUUUACCCCAGAGCCAUCCUACCAGGGUUUCUGUCUGGAGUGAUGUGGACAACAGGCACAUACUGCUGGUUCCUGGCUAACAGCUACUUAAGUGCUGUUGUUACCUAUCCUAUUGUCACUGCAGGUUAUGGUCUGGUUGCAGCACUUUGGGGAUCCUUGGUUUUCAGGGAGAUUAAGGGUUUGGUUAACGGAAUCAUCUUCUUCUUUGCAACCUGUGUAGUGUUGACUGGCUCCAUGCUGACAGCCAUUUCAAAGCUAGAAUAACCCACUUUAAGUGGUUUCUAUCUACUUAUAUUUUCCUUCAUUGAAUCAGAAUUGGACUGUUUUAAAAUAAAAUCUCUGAAUUCAUUUUAAAGCCACAAGAAGCUAAAUGUAGCUUACUGGUGAGAUUAAGAAGAUAUAUUUGUAACAGAAAAUGGAUUUUAGUCACUUGUUUUUUCUUACCUCCAAUUUGACACUUUAUUCACACCCUAUUAAGGGCUGCUGUACUAAAAUAUUUCACAUCUAUUUAAAUUGUUAUAACCUGGUGGUGGUUUUUGCAUCAACACAAGAUACUAGUUUUUUGUAAUGUCUAUUAAAAUAUAAAUGACUCUUGACAUUAAAAUGGUCUGUUUACUCCUGUA
This is a messenger RNA of Girardinichthys multiradiatus, 1591 nucleotides long. It is a transcript of the gene tmem144b, whose product is annotated as transmembrane protein 144b. The record is from RefSeq and is a predicted model, not a curated record. Gene Ontology annotation, molecular function: carbohydrate transmembrane transporter activity. Gene Ontology annotation, biological process: carbohydrate transmembrane transport. The coding region runs from base 63 to 1232 and encodes 389 amino acids. Gene Ontology annotation, cellular component: membrane. The transcript has 12 exons. NCBI's taxonomy places the organism in Eukaryota, Metazoa, Chordata, Actinopteri, Cyprinodontiformes, Goodeidae.